Molecule: messenger RNA, 8048 nt
Organism: Dermacentor albipictus
Lineage: Eukaryota; Metazoa; Arthropoda; Arachnida; Ixodida; Ixodidae
Source: RefSeq, a predicted model, not a curated record
CGAGCCGCGUGCUGAAGCGGAGGCUGCGUAGCGGUGCCCGUGUGUGCAUUUUUCGCAUGACGUGCGCAAAAGCGCCAGAGAGACAGCAGGGCCGCUGGAUUCGCCGGUGCUGACGCGCUGAGUGAACAGAAUCGUGUGGCACAGUGUUUCCCGCACCGCGACGUGCGGUUCAGUGCUCGAGCGCCCUCGAACUUUUUUGCCUUUCAUUAGGUUCUGACGCGUUCAAAAGGCUUCGGGGCGACUACUGGCAGCUGUUUGUGAUCGCUUGGCUCUGUGAAACAGAAACACGCUCGCGAGUCGUCACGUAUUUGCCUACUCGGCAGACAGUGCCUCUGAGAUGUUACUCCUGAUCUUUGUGCUACUUCUUCCAGUGUUCCUGCUUACCACCAACUCGCCAUACACUCCGAUUGAGUCAAGCCUCUCGAAUCCCCAGCCAAAAAGGGUCAGAUGCUACUACUUCAAGACGCGGCCGGUCCGUACCUACUGCCACGUCCUGGGCCUGACGGGCGUCGUCACGGCGCAAGCGGCCCAGAACGAAUGCCGGGCCAUAUCCAUGGACAUCAUCAGCAUGAAUACCACGCCCAUGCACCGGCUCUGCACUCUGAUGAAGCUCUUCGGUCUCGAGGAGCGCAAACUCUGGCUAGCCGACGUAUUGAACCAGUCUGGACCUCUAACAUGGGAUGAGUGCAACAUUGAAGUGCUAGCCGCAAAUGUAACAAAGGCACCUUCGAAUUGCACCAUCUGCAACAUAGCAGUCGUUUGCGAUGCUGGGUUCUACCAUGAGAGUGGAUCAAAUUGCGUCGUCGUAGAACAAGGCAAUGAUGACAUGGAAUAUUGCUAUUACGACGAGAAGGCAACCGUUGAGGAGAGUCGCAAGAGCUGCCUGUCGCAGUCACCGCAGUCGAUGCUUAUGAAUGUGCGGCUGCUGAACGAGCCACAGCUGGACUACGUAAGGCGUGUAAUGCGCACCGACUUGGAGUUCUGGGUUGACCUGAAAGAGGAAGACGUGAGAGAGUUGAGCGGCGUGGUUGCUUUCAACGCUGACAGCAUCGACUGGGGCUCGUCAUGCUUCACAGUGUGGUUUGGCCGUGACGUACCGUGGUUCUUCAAGCGAAACUGUGACGAGUUAUACCCAGUGGUAUGUGAAGACAGCACCAAAACUUGGAGUCUAAGAAAAGGUGGCUCGGCUAAUGAUUGUAUUUACCACAGGUCACAGUCCUGGAUGUUUGACUACUGUGUUCCGGAAGGCCGUACCUUUAACAUGGCCGCUGGCUCCCGGUUCUGCAGUAACCACUCCAUGCAUUUGUUGAAAGGAAGAACGCUGCACGAACUCUUUUUCGUCUACACACGCAUUGACAACCAGCCUAGGGAUGCGCUUGACAAGUUCCUCAUAUGGGAAGCAGGCAGCGUGUUCAUAGGGCGUACUACAUGCCGUCCUGUCAGCUUUUUAGCAUCUCCAAUUACAAGACCUGUACGAAGCUGCCAGGAAAAAUUGGGAUAUAUCUGUAGGCGGUCGAAGCCGCCGGAGACUCAUCGCUUCAACUGCGAAAAUGUGAGCAGGAUUCAAACGACCCGGCCUCCAACGUGCGAAAAUCAUUCUAAAUUGCCCUACGAAGAAAGCGUCAAGGCGUGCAGCGCAGUUGGUAUGAACCUGCUGCCAGAGGGUUUGGACAUAAACACUUACGAAAACCUACUGAUGGCCUACGGAAAUAGCAGGCUCCACUCUGAGGCAGCUGUGUACUGGCUUAGUUCUGCGAAAAGUGACAGCAACCACUGCAUGGCACUCGUUCACAACUAUACCGACUUUAUACUCGAUGGAAUAAACUGUUCCACGAAGCUACGUUCACUCUGUGUCUUUGCCAACAUUAUAACACUCCCGCCGAUUGUCGAAACUACGUCUAUUGCCGAAGCUACUGCCACUUCUCCUGCCACUAGCAAACCUAUUAGUAGCCGUUCUCCUGUUCCUGGACCCAGAACUGACUGUCCAUCAAUAGAUGAUUGGCCAUCCACCGAGAGAGGAUCAACGGCCCGUAAGCCUUGCUGUGCAGACUGCUUAAGAGAUAUCACGAGAAAGUGUGAAGAAAAUGGCCAAUGGUCGGAGUACGUAAACAAAACUAGCUGCGUGUCAAAGGAAGUUGAAGGAGCAGCCACGAAACUCAAUAACAGCGCGAACAUCACCGAAGUGACCCAGAUUUUUCAGGAGCUAAACGGAAAGGUCACAAAUCCUGGAGACAUCAAAGCCAUAUCUUCCUGUUUCGAAACAGUUCUAGAAAGUUUCGACAGUUACCUGGUGAACUUAAGCGAGAGUGAACGGGUCACUGAGACACGGCAGCUGGCCACAACUGUUGUUGAUCUUGCCAGCCAUGCCAUGCAAAACAAACAUGUUUGGGGCAAUAUAUCGAAGGAGGAGCGGCUUGACACGGCGGCCAGCCUUAUCAACAGAGUUGAAGAUAUUGUCAUCAAGAUGAUCGGAUUCAAUGCUCCACUCUUAGAUGAAACAACAAUCGGAAGCGGAAAUAUCACUAUCAAGGUAAAGCCGGUGACCGACCACGUCUUGGAAGCCGGCACCAAUCUUAGCGCCCCCACUGGGGCGACUGUACAGUUGUUUCCUGGCUUCUUGACAACAGGAACAAAAAAUGCUAACAUCAUAUUUUCUGAAAACACUCUCGUGAAAAAUAUGUUUGGCAGCACAUCGGCAAACGGGUCAGCCGACUCUCCAAUCCUGGCAACGUCUUUCGUCACUGCUUCUGUGGUGAUGGACGGCAAGCGGACUUCGCGUAUAAACGGCAACGUGAUGCUUUCCUUCAUGCUCGAAAGUAUUGGAAAAGACCUGACGCCAAAGUGCUCAUUUAUUGAACCUGAUGCUGGCGGUAGGAGCAAAUGGAGCACAGGUGGUUGCGAAGUGGCAGCCAUCACAAAUGAGAAAAUUGUAUGCUCAUGCAAUCAUCUGACCGUAUUCGCCGUUCUCAUGAAUCCUGCAGACAACUUCAGCUGCACCGACAUCGACGCACUAAAAUGGAUCACAAAGAUCGGAUGUGGCAUCUCUAUUGUUUGCCUCGUUACCUGCAUUAUUGUAUUCACCGUGUACAGGCAACUAAAGGGUAUCAGGAAUACCAUCCAUCGAAACUUAUGCUUAUCGCUUUUGUUCGCUGAAAUCCUUCUCUUGGCUGGAAUGGAGCGAAGCAUGGAGAAACAACCUGCGCACAAUGGAACUGAGUUCCAUUCCAAUGAAUGUAGAUCGGAAUCUAUGAUGAGCGACUUGUCGGCUUCAGGAAAGGUCCAAAUGAACAAUGACAGCGAAAACUUGCCGGAUGUAUCCUGCGCCAUCGUGGCCUUCUUCCUUCACUUCCUCUUCUUGUCGGUCUUCGGGUGGAUGGCAUUGGAAGGCUGCCACAUCAUCGUGCUCCUCUGGAAAGUGUUCAACCAGAAGCGCACGUACUACGAGAGGUACUACUUCGCCGGAUACGGAAUUCCCCUUUUGAUCGCAGGCAUCACUCUUGGUUGUCGAUACGAGCUGUACGUUAAGAGAAACCCAACCGAUCAGUUCUGUUGGCUUCCUGAAGAAAAAGGCGUACGGUACAGUUUUAUCGGCCCCGUGGCAGCAGUUGUACUUCUCAAUUUGGGCGCACUUGUACUGGUGCUUUGGAAAAUGUCUCACGUGCGCUGCGUAGUGGAGAGGACGACGGCAGAAAAAGUUCAGAACUGGGUGAGAGGAACCUUCAUCAUGCUGCCCAUACUGGGCAUGACCUGGCUCUUCGGUUUCCUCAUGCUUGGAGAUAAUAAGCUCCAUACGGUUGGAGCAUAUUUAUUCACAAUCUUCAAUUCCCUUCAGGGACUGGGAAUAUUUAUUUGCCACGUCGUCUUGAGCAAGAAAACAAGAGAAGCUAUAUUCAGGAGUCUUGUUUCCACGGGAAGCCUGGUGAAAGGAUCGAUGUCGUCGCGGCCAUCAGGUUCUGGAUCCUCGUCUACCAAGACCACUUGGUACCCAAUCUCCUUAUCAUCGAACUCUACUUCCCACUCCUCGUCCUCCUCUAAGGACUUCCCAUCAAACGAUGCCGAACAACCCUCGCAGUCGUUCAACACUGAAGCUACGUCGUGGACGCCCCUCCAGUGGUUGCCCGGAACCCGCUUCAGGUACAACCUGCGGCUGAAUGAGCCUGGCGCCAGGCCGCUGCGAAGCAGAGUCCGCUUCGACGGAGGGGACCAACGCGGCCAGCCUGCCCUCGCCAAGUUCCGAUUGGCCAGAAGCAUCGUUGUGUGACGGACACCGCGCGAAACCCGCACGCACCUGAGGCACCUGUUCCUGCGGCGCUGACUGGCAUAGCGGCUGCAACCUUUAUGUGACACAUUUUGCUUACAUACGGAAUUUCGCGGAAAGGUUGCGCGAAUCUUGCAUCACAGUGUUUCCGAAUGCAGUGUUCGCUGCAAAGCUUCGGCAUGAACAUAUCGGGGUUCAUCAUGAACGUUAAUUCUUUCACCCUAAGCACGUAUGCUAAGUUGUCACGUAAUUCAAAAGUAUGUUAGCGUAUUGAUUAUGCAACCAAUGUGCGGCUAGCUCUAUAGCGCUGUAACGCAACAAUAUAUUGCACUGCUUUGUCUACUCGUCGGCUUGUCGUGGACUAAAAUUGCAGUUUACUUAUUGUAAGAAGUGCAAAUAGUAGUGUGAGUAUGUGCACGACAUGCCCUUGACGAAUCAAGCUAUCAACAAGUUCGAGAAAGAGUCCUAAAUGGGCGUGAAUAUUUGGCCGAAAAGAAGAUCUGGUCGGACGCCGUUAAGAGCAGUCUUCGCACGGCCUUCCGCACGCGGGCGGACGUCCGAAAAGCUGCACAUCCACCCGUUUCGGUUUGCACAGUGUGGGUGGAAGGCCAUGCGGAUGGAACGUAAGUCGGCCCUAACAAACAGCUUUGCAGAAGGCGGAUAGCUACGAUGACUGCAAAGAUGUCAGGGCACUAAGCAGCCAUUGAUCAUGUCAUUUGGCGCCAAAUAUCUUCCGCUUAAUCCAAUAGAUAAACUCGUAAAAAGGAAUAUUGUUCGAGCUAUCUCAAAGCAUCGUGUUUGGUUGCUAAUAUCCCUGUUUGUGUAAAAGGAUAAAAUCUUUAUGAACGUGAAAAUCACGAAUUAAAACAUUUUAAUUUUUGGGCCCAGAUGAACACAUAACUGAGUUCAAGUGUGGUGCAAGACUCGCGCAUAUCAGAGCUCCCGUUUCCUGGCAACAUUUUCUUGGUACUUUAUAAUAUUAUGUCACCCGACGGGUAUUCAGCCAACAUCAUGCACAUAAAGUAGGGCAGGUAAAGUAGGGCAUUCCUUUUUGCUAAUAAUUUCUGUCAUUGACUGUGUAGGUGGAAGGAGCAAUUAUUCACACCUUGAAGUGCAUAUAAACCACCUAUCUCUCAACGUGAGCACGGGAAAAGAAGUGCGUCUAAAAAUUAUUGUUUUGUAAAGCCUUAUUUUGUGGACCUUUAGCUAGCCGUUCGAUUCACUUGCAUCAUUUACUACAGUUAGGUUACCGUAGGUUACCUAACCGUAGUUAGGUUACCGUAGUUAGGUUACCACUACUCAAUGCUUCUUUAGGAAGCAAAACAUUAAGUCAAGAAUUGCGGCUGUAAGCCGCGGUUUGUUACAUAUACCUUAUGUUUCUAAUUUGACUGUCCCUUUAUUAUAUUGCAGCACCCGUUGUAUAAACAGACUGUCACACAUUGCAAAAAGGAAACCAACAGAGUCAUUACCGCGAUGCUCACUGUGUUAUAUGUCGGCGCAAAUGACCACAAAAACACUUUGGUGUUUCAUUUGUCCAUUUGUUUUUACACGUCAUGAUACCCUCCUAACUACAAGGUUGAACAUCAACAUUUUGUGCAAAAUUUUGAACAAUGCGCAAUCUUCGUAUGAGCGCAACGUUCUGGUCAUCAUAACAGCUGUCGGACUUGGCAUAAUAUCUUAGAAGCCCUACAUGUUUUCUGUACAUAUAGGAAAUAACAAGCGGCCCUAUGUGUGAUUAAUCGUUCACGUACAAAUCUUUGAAUGUUCAUGUAACUGGCCUGAAACGUAUUUUUGUGAAUCAAAGGGUGAAUCUGUAUAUCGCAUGGUAAGUUCCAUAGUCAGCGGAAAAUUCAGUGCUUACGCAACUAAGAAAUCUUGAAUACCUUAAUUUUAAUAAGGACAGUGGUGCAUAGAGACGCUAAAGGUUACAAUAACAAAUUUGUUCACAAUAACCGAAACGAAGUUUUAUAUGCUAUCAUGACCUGGCUCGUUGAUUUGUUCGUAGCAUCGUCUUAAUUUUUACGGCACUACCGGGUCAGCCUUGCUGAAUUUCACUCAAAUUUCCUCCCGGUGCAUUCUACAAUAAAAUGUGUGACCGAAAACUUCCUGAGUGCUCGCGUUUUAGGAUUUAAAAAAAUUUGAACGGGCAAAAUGAGCCUAAAUACUACAAAACAUAUUUGAAACACACUCAGAGGCGCGUGCACUGCGCCAUUGCUGUGUUACAAUGCAGAAACUUCCUUUCGUCAAAUCGAGCAAUAGAACCCGUCCUACUCCGAUGUGUGUGAUGUUGGCUCAGAGUCUGCAGUACGUUUUCUUUUGAGGGAUGGUGAGCAACCGCAAAAAUACCUACUUUGCGUGACAAAGCAAACUGGUAAUGUGGCCAGCGAGUGCAAGAACAGUAACCUCGAUGCAUAUUCAGGGUGUGGGACCAGGUAGCUUAAGCAAGCGUUACUCUUCACUACGUUCCUAAAACAUAAUUAGUCGAUACCGGCUUAUAUCAAAUGAAAUCAAGUUGUUUUAUUUGCUUCGAUCAUGGUUUUGCAGUCAGCGUGCUCUGGACUACAAAUUUCGCGUGAGUACUGUCUUUCUCAGAUAUUUGCUGAUGCAACGCUGGUGCAUGUUCUGACAAGGUUCAUUUUAAUUCACUGCCAGCAUACUAGGAAAGACAAAUCCAAAGAAACUGACCAGUGUACCGAGGUCCAACAAGAAUGUUCCUUUCCUCGCUUUCCGCCAUAAUUAUAUACCGAUCAAUAAAAUAAAGAGAAGAAAAAAAACAUUCUUUUUUUCUGGCAAUAAGAACCAGCACCGGCGAACAGAGACCAUUGAAGGGCGUGCGUGCGGGCUAAGUAGUGGGGGGGCGUGCGACUGAUAAUUUGUAUGCCAGAAACGCACAAAUGUCCUCCGUGCGUGAGGAGCACUAUGUAAUAGGUCAAGCGGCAGGAACACCUGGUAGGCUAAGACAGCUUGAUUGCCCCCUUAUGCCGAUAGCUAUUGGCAAAGAGGAAAUCAAAACAAAGAUGUUUUCUCUACCUCUUUCCUGCGGUAUUCUUCAGGACCAAAUUCAGCGGGUUCCAGAUAAGCUUCACACUGAAUUCCAGCCCCUCAUAACGCAUAGGCUGCUGUUUACAGGCGAACUUCUGCCACACAUUUUUUUUCAUCCAAGGCUUAAUCAUAAGAUGACAUUUUCUUGAGUUCUAGCCUACCUUCAGUCAUUGUCCUACCUACGUAAGCAUUCUACGCACGAAAGUGCGAUUAAAUGUUUUAGAGGAUCUAUUUGUUUUCCUUUUGUCACUUUUGUCAGCAUAAGCAUGGCUUAGUUAUUAAACAAGAAAGUAUAUUUGAAAUGAAUUUGAAUAAACACGCCACAACUCGAACCCAGAGUUCCUCGAAGCCAUUCUACGAGCGCGCUCAAUUUCCGUUCACCUCCGAGGCAGCACUAGUCAGGGCUCAGUCCUUACUUUAAUUAAAUCAUGUGUUCUUCGCUUAUUUUCUUCGUCAUCAGUGAGCAUGGCCACUUUGUUGAAAUGUAAAUACUUACAUAACAUGACUCCACUUCUCUGACUGAUGUGUAGCAAAUCAGUAACGUUAAAUAUGACGGAACCUUACCGUGAGGUUCGUGUCUAUAGGUAUGGUGUGCUAGUCAAUUUCUGCUUUUAUUGUUUGUCCUUGCACUUCCUUGCGUUUUCCGGGCGCAGCCAUCGACUCUGAUGUAUUUGUGAUGUGUAGCUCCUAAGUUCUCAUCUGUUCAUUAAGCUCACACUGAAAAAUAAAGUUCAUCCGUUUUGUGUCA